AAAGUGACUCACUUGUGGUUACGCCCUAUUCUAAGAAGAGGUGCACGAGCAGGAAGUGUUCGCCAGCAUAAUGACUCUUCGUGUUUGCUAGAGAGGUGUUUAAAAUUGAAAGAAACUGUUGUAACUGAAUUACUGUCCCUGAUCCUGCCAUGAGUGUUACAGCUGUUUUUAUACUCAGCAGUCUUGGCUUUGCCAUACUUGCUAAAGCACAAGAUUGCUCCACACCUAUUGGAGGACUCCACAUGAAUUUGAGAGAUGACUACAUUACCAAGAACACAUUUGCAGAUGGGAGCAAAGUUUAUUUUGCCUGUGCUGUUGGCUACACAUCUGCUGGAGGGUCUGCAUCUAUCACAUGCACUGCUGGCACAUGGAGUAAAGUGCAACUGACAUGCGAAAGAAAAUCUUGUGGCGCUUUGGAUGAGGUGUCUAAUGGUCAAAUUGAUUAUGCUGGAGUUGAGUUUGGCGAUACAGCUACGGUCACUUGUAACCCAGGUUACCAGCUGGUUGGGAGGUCGACUUUGAGAUGCGAAGACACCGGAUGGUCUGGCAGGUUACCAACAUGUGACGCGGUGAAGUGUAGCACACCAGCAGACAUUUUAAACGGUGGAUUUGAUCCAAACAAAGAUUCCUAUUUUUUCGGAGACGUUGUGCGGUACUCCUGCAACAAAGGAUUGGUACUUGAUGGAUCAAGAGAGAUAACCUGCUCUGAUAAUGGGAAUUUCUCCCCUUCUCCUCCAAACUGUGUCAAGGUUGAAUGUAAAGAUCCUGUAAUUGAAAAUGCCGUCUUUGAAAGUGGUUCUCGGCCUCCACAUGGACACAAGGCUACAGUGCAGUACAGCUGUAUACAUGGAUACAGAAUGAUUGGCGUGCCCUCUGUGACUUGUGAGAUAAAUAAUCAAUGGUCACCAUCAUUACCAGUAUGCAUAAAAAUAAUUCCAACAGUUCGUCCUACUUCCACUACUAUCACCACCACAAAACAACCUAAAGGUGGGACUUCCACCCAAGCUCCAACUCCAAACUCCCGAGGUGUGACAUCUACCCAAGCUCCAACUUCCAGCCUCCCAGCUGCUGGUGGUGGUCUCUCUCCGGGAUGGAUUACUGUUAUUGUAUUUGUAGUUCUCAUCUGCUUGGUUGCCAUAAUUGUAUUCUUCAUCCGAAAGAAACGCAGUCAGCGAACCCGUACUGUCAAAGAUCCUGCAAAGGAUGGCGAGGAUGUAGCACUCUCGUAAGCAUCACUGUCCUGUUGACCCAAAACUCCUGCAUGUGAAGAUGCUGCCUUGUGGAGAGGACGAUUCCCGGAUGCAUCUGUGAAUGAAUGCAGUUCCAAAGAAAAAUAUGGAAAUCAUUAAACUCCUCUUCCAGAAAUCACAGUUUCUGCAGAGUAGUCAAACUGUAAUUCAGACAUUGCAGACAUGACAUUUAUUCUCACUUUGAUGCUUCAGGCGCCUGGUCACUUAUAAAACAUUUGUAUCCACUUGUUCCACCUGUUUCACUUUUUUGGACAUUACUGUUCUCUACAUUGAUUUAGAAUGUUUGCACUAGAACACAGCUCAAGCUAGUCUUCACGCACAGAGAUCUUAGUUUAAUAAGAAGAUCUGGCAACAUUGUUUUCCAACAUUGUGUUUAACUUUUCUGUUUGUGCAGAAAUAUUUGAUCUAAUAAAAAAAAUAAUGGGAACUUUGUAUUUUUAGAAAACCACUCAGUCUUAAAGUUCAUUAUUUAUACAGAUCAGAAAUUAGUGCCUAGCAAAGUUGCAUCCUAUGUGACUAUAUGCAAAAAAAUAAAUAAAUAAAAUUCUUUGCUUUCUGUGUUUUGAGUUAACAAUCUGCAGUUUGAAUCAUGUUAUCAUAGAACAGGUUUUUUUUUUCUAUUCUGUUUUGCUGUAUGUUGUCAGAUAACCCAAUUUUCUUCUCAUCUGUAAAAUUCAGUUUUCCUUUUACAUUGCAGCAAUGUUAACAUGUUUUUAGUAGGCAAACUUAUAAAUUCACUGUGCUUGCAUACAUUUGAAUAGAAGGUUAUCUUAGAUAGACUUGUACUUAUUUAUUAAGUAAUGACUUCACUAUGAUUUCAUAUUGUUUGUCUACUUGUGUAUUUUUUUCGUAAUUAAAAUGAAGGCUAAAAACAGAAGUGUUGUUUUUCUGUACUAGCCAUUGUAGGAUGUAUUUUAGGGUGGCAUCUUGUUUAAACCAUGUUGAGCUCUUACCCUAACUUACUUUAUUGUCUUUGAAGCACAAAUAAAUGCUAUUCUGAGUUUUAA
This is a messenger RNA of Poeciliopsis prolifica (blackstripe livebearer), 2257 nucleotides long. Its product is annotated as membrane cofactor protein-like. The transcript has 14 exons. Lineage: Eukaryota; Metazoa; Chordata; Actinopteri; Cyprinodontiformes; Poeciliidae. The record is from RefSeq and is a predicted model, not a curated record. Bases 150 to 1229 code for a protein of 359 amino acids. Gene Ontology annotation, biological process: negative regulation of complement activation, classical pathway.